UUAUUUCGAAAUAUUUCAAGUUAUCCAAAGAUGUCAAUUUGGUGUGCAGUUUGCAAUGAUUUAAAACCAUGUGAAGAAGCAACUCAAUUGAUUCCCUGUUUGCACACAUUCUGCACAAAAUGCCUCAAAAAAUCAACCAAAAAGAUGCGUGUCUGUCCAGUUGCACAUUGUUACUCGAGUCUUACAGCUCCUGAACCAAUGACAAGCACUUGCGAAGGAGAAAACUGCCAGCGAAAGAUCAUGGGAAAUGCUGAAAUUCUGAGAACAGCAUGCCAUCACGACAUAUGUCAGCACUGUUAUGAUUUGGCAAGCAGAAAAGAGAAAUCUUGUUGCCCUGCUCUUGGUUGUGCUGAAUUGAUGAUCGAUGAAGAAGACAUGAUAUGUGAAGGACCAUGCAAGAAGGCACUCGUAUUUGAUAAGACAAUCGUCAUUCCAUGUUGCGGGGCAAGAAUGUGUGAUGUGUGUGGUCCGAAAUGGACGAAUGGACGGGAUUUUUGUGAACUCGGCAAGUGUGUCAACAAAGAGUCAGCGAAAAGGAGAAAGUCGGCAGAUGCGACCCGACAACCAUGUAUGGGAUCACUACACUGUGAGGGUGAAGUUCUUCGAAACUUCCCUUCUGAAUUGGAGUGUGACCAUGAUGUAUGUAUUAAAUGCAUCGGAUCAAUGCUUGACGAAUGUGAGAAAAAUGGAAAGUCACCGGCUUGUCCUGUUAAAACAUGUGCAAUUCCGUAUCGAUGUGAAAGCGUUUUGGCGUUGGAUGCUCAGUUUCCAGAGAAGAAGGCGUUUUUCUCCAAGUUCACUCUUCAGGCAAAAUUUUCGAUGCAAACUUUGAAGGAUGACAUUGUAACGAACAUAAUCCAUGGAGAUCUAAACACAAUGAAUGGUCAAAAGUUUUCACUCAAGAUUGGCCAGUGUGAUGACGACGAUGGAGGAAUGCCAAUGGAGUUCGUUAGGGAAGGAACGCUCGGAGACCUGGUCAGGGAAACUCGUCGUGUUCUGAAAAUUCUACCCACCGACAAAAUCUACGGAUACUAUCGCAUUGAUGACAAUAAGAAGUCGAAACUCGAUGUGACAAAAGAUACAAUCCGAUCUUCUUGUUCUUCUUUGAACAUCAACGAGAACACUACUGUACUUGUCGAUACCACGGGAAUCGUGUCGAGACCAAAGAAACAAUAGAAUGAGCUCAAUUAAUUGAUACUCAAUUACGAUUUGUCAUUCUAAUAAACAAUAUUUCUUCAAAUAAAUUCCUUUCCGAUCU
This is a messenger RNA of Caenorhabditis elegans, 1258 nucleotides long. RefSeq names its product RING-type domain-containing protein (gene C15F1.5). The record is from RefSeq and is marked reviewed. Gene Ontology annotation, molecular function: metal ion binding. The coding region runs from base 31 to 1176 and encodes 381 amino acids. The transcript has 10 exons. NCBI's taxonomy places the organism in Eukaryota, Metazoa, Nematoda, Chromadorea, Rhabditida, Rhabditidae.